CAACAUGUCGAGGCAGCUUCGAAAGCUAUUGGCGAUACUUUGCUAGGGGCAGGAUUCGAUAUCUUGAAGUCAAAAGCUGGAGACCAACAUCCAGCAGGGCCACCUCAACAUGGUGCUAUGGGACAGGCUGAGAGAGCCUUCUCUGCUGCAUCGACUUUCCUCUCAGGUGUACUGGCCGCUUCACAAUUCAUUGGUGCUCCUUUGAAGCUCAUUGACCCUAAAUUCUACGAUGGGUACAUGGCAUGGACUAAAGAGUCCUUUGCUGUCCUUACUGCGACCAUGACUCAAUGGUGGGCACCUACUGCUGUCAGAGUCACCGGAGACGAGAGUAUGAAGGAUCAGUUGUACCAAAUGGAAGAUGGGAGUCUUCGAUGCAACUUCCCACAUAGGCUUGUCAUGAUGGCCAACCAUCAGAUGCAUGGCCGCAUCUAUAUCAUCUUGAAGGAGUCUCUGAAGAACGUUCCAAUCUUUGGUUGGGGUGCCCAAUUUUACAACUUCAUCUUUCUGUCGCGAAAAUGGGAGACAGAUAAAAGCCGUUUCCAACGGCAUCUGAGCCAACUCAGUGACCCCAAAGAUCCUAUGUGGUUGUUGAUAUUCCCGGAAGGCACAAACUUGAGUGAAACUACUCGUGCAAAGAGUAAGGCCUGGGCAGACAAGCAAGGUAUCAGCGACAUGAAGCAUCAACUGUUGCCUCGCAAAACCGGACUGCAAUUUUGUCUCCAGCGCCUUAAGGAGUCAACAAACUGGUUAUACGACUGCACAAUUGCCUACGAGGGUGUUCCGACAGAGNAAGGUCAGUUCGGACAGGACAUAUUCACACUUCGCUCUUCCUUCUUCGAGGGCCGUCCACCAAAGUCCGUGAACAUGUACUGGAGACGGUUCAAGAUCAGUGAUAUCCCAAUCGACAACGACGAAGCCUUUGAGAGAUGGCUCAAGAAUCGCUGGACCGAGAAAGACUACCUGCUGGAACACUUCUACCGCCAUGGUUCAUUCCCCGCCGGAUGCCCGAUCAAAGCCAUGCAGGCCGAAGCUGCACUUCAAAAACUUGCAAAUGGCAACGGUCAUGGAGACAAGAAAGUCAUCAAACCUGUCAACAAAACUGCCAAGUUCAUCACUACCGAAGUCAAGGCAGGUGGAUGGGAAGAGUUCCUUGCUAUCUUUGCUCCCAUCACUGCUGCUGCAACGGCACUUUCGAGCGGAGACAUAGCACCUGGAAACAUUGACUUCGACGCGCUACUGAACAAGGUGGCUCAACAGCAGCAAUUGAAUCUGCUGACAGCAGGAAAGGCAUCAAAGGCGCCAAAGUCGACUGAGGACAUGCGACAGGCUCUGACUUAUGCCUCGAAAUCAGCGGGUGGUCCACCAAUAAAAGGAUCUGCUAUAGAGAAGAUCACAAGAGACGCUGCUCGGACUCAGAGAGAGAUUGAAGAAGCUAUGCGAAAGCAUCCUCUUCCGGAAGGAACAGAGAAGCUAACAGCUGGACGGAACCUCGACCCUAAGCUGAAGAAGACAAUCGAUAAUGCACACGAAGAGACACGACAGCGAUUGAUGCGAGCUACGCAGACGACAUCCUCAAAGCCUGCGCCAAACCUUCGCAAGUCGCUACCAAUGACACCGGCGGAGACUGCCAUCACACGACCUCUAUCGACACUAGCAAUGCAAAAGGCCAAACAAGGUGUACAGAAAAUAGCCGAGAACAAGCAGAAGCAACAGGCAACCCCUACCACGAGUAAGGCAGGAAGUUCAGCUCCAUCAGCAGCAACAAAGCGGCCAGCUCAAGCAUCGAGUGCUAGCAAGAAACCGGGCGUGCCUAAUGGCACUGCGACAAGUAGCAAGACUGCUGGUGCCAAAGCUCCACAGAAGGCAGCAGCUAAAUCAGCACCUGUUCAGACAAAGAAGGCUACAACA
This is a messenger RNA of Aureobasidium musti, 1908 nucleotides long. The record is from the annotation of a GenBank genome assembly. NCBI's taxonomy places the organism in Eukaryota, Fungi, Ascomycota, Dothideomycetes, Dothideales, Saccotheciaceae.